UUUUAUCUAGGUGGCAUUGUGAGCCCUAGCUCUUUUAUUAACUAACUAAACUCAUAAUAACAUACCGUUCGAAAUGUUUUUGGUGGGUACUUGUAGCGGUACUUUCCGACAAGUUGCUGUUGAAAAGACAAAUUCACAAUCCUUGGAUGUCGUAGUUUUGGCAGGUAUCCUUACUGGAUUUGUAAGCAUUUCUGUAGAAAUUUAUGUUUUUAUUGAAGUUAAUGACUUUUAUGCUAUCGUUCACAAGAUGUUUCCUUUUUCCCAAUUUGAAGAAGCCUACAACAAACAAUGGAGCUAG
Molecule: messenger RNA, 298 nt
Organism: Schizosaccharomyces cryophilus OY26
Lineage: Eukaryota; Fungi; Ascomycota; Schizosaccharomycetes; Schizosaccharomycetales; Schizosaccharomycetaceae
Exons: 1
Coding region: 74-298 (74 amino acids)
Source: RefSeq, a predicted model, not a curated record